This is a messenger RNA of Mesorhabditis spiculigera, 2106 nucleotides long. The record is from the annotation of a GenBank genome assembly. Lineage: Eukaryota; Metazoa; Nematoda; Chromadorea; Rhabditida; Rhabditidae.
AUGGAGCGCGUGCAGGUCGGGAUGCACGUCGAGAUCAAGCGCUCCGAUGGCCGGGUCCAUUCGGCCAUUGUCGCCGAGACGCGCCCCGCAAAGGGCGCGGUCUUGGUGGAAUGGUACGAACAAGGCGAGACGAAGGGCAAAGAAGUCUUCCUCAAGGAGCUGUACGCCGUCAACCCGAUGCUCGUCCCGAAGAACAACAGCGAGGAGACGCAGAACAAGCCGCCACCCGCCCUCGAUAGGACCGCCUUGGUCGUCGAUGAUGACGAUCUCUUAUGGUUGCCGAAAAAGACGGCCCCGACCACCGAGCCACCAACACGCCGUACGAUCGCCGUACCCAAACCGUCAAUAGUUCCUCCAAAGCAAAUUCGUACAUCCAUGGCGCAGGGGCUGAAGCAACCGAAGGAGAUCCCGAAGACACUGCCGCUUGUCAGGGAAUCUAAGAAGGAGCGCGAGUCUUUCAUGGUAGAGACGCCGUCUCGCGAACCCGAGACGGUGCGAAAGGAACCGUCCAAGAGCGAAGCUGCCGCACGUGAAGUCGAAAAGAUCAAGAAAGAACGCGAGGAGCGGAGGGCCCAACAAGAAAUCGUACGCAAGACACGCGACCAGGAGAAGGCUCUCGAUCCCGGCAAUCCGAACUACCAGUUUGCUGGGAUGAUCCGGGAAUAUCAGUCGAAUAUCGACUUUCGUCCCCUGCGCCCUACAGAUGCAGUCAGCGACAACAGGAUCUCAGUCUGCGUGCGGAAGCGCCCAAUGAGCACAAAGGAGUUGACGAAGAAAGAUAUCGAGGUCGUCACCAUUCCGAACCAGGACCAUGUGAUCGUUCAUCAGCCGCAAGUCAAAGUCGACCUAACCAAGUACCUCGACAACCAGAAGUUUCGUUUUGACUACGCUUUUGACGAGAACGUGGAUAACCCAGUGGUUUACAGAUUUACCGCGCAGCCCCUCGUCCGUUCAAUCUUCGAACAAUCCUUCUCGACGUGCUUUGCAUAUGGCCAGACCGGCUCAGGAAAAACUCACACGAUGGGCGGCGACUUCUCAGGCAAACAACAAGACUGGUCCAAGGGAAUUUAUUCCCUGGCUGCUAACGACGUCUUUCGUCUACAGAGGGGUGAAUUCCGUUCGCUGGGCCUAGAAGUUGGCUGCUCGUUCUUCGAGAUAUACGGCGGCAAGGUAUUCGACUUGCUGAAGAACAAGAACCUGCUACGGGUCCUGGAGGAUGGGAAGAAGGAGGUUCAAGUAGUCGGGUUGAAAGAAGAAAGCGUUACCUCUGACCAACAAGUUUUGGACCUCAUCAAGCGAGGCUCUGAUAUGCGCACAGCCGGCGCCACUUCAGCCAACACCAAUUCCAGCCGAUCGCACGCCAUCUUCCAGAUUAUUCUGCGGAGGGCCGGAAAAGUCUGGGGGAAAUUCUCCCUGAUCGACCUGGCGGGCAACGAACGAGGGCAGGACACCGGAACGUCGGAUCGCCAGACGCGAAUGGAAGGCGCGGAAAUCAACAAGAGCUUGCUGGCGCUCAAGGAAUGUAUUCGUGCAAUGGGGCGCAACUCUUCCCACGUGCCCUUCCGCCAAUCGAAGCUCACGAUGGUGCUUCGGGAUUCGUUCGUCGGCGACAAAUCACGAACGUGCAUGAUUGCCAUGAUCAGCCCAACCAUGGGAUCAUGCGAACACACGCUGAACACGCUACGAUAUGCAGACCGCGUGAAAGAAUUGGGUUGCGAGGACGGGGAGAACUUGUCCCCAAUGCAAGACGAAGACUUUAUGACGGCGAAUCCGGAGGCGGUCGUCGAAGAAGUAUUACGAAUGCAGUUCAAGACCGGAAAGAACAACAACUCGAUCGUCAUGGAGAAAAUCCUCGCAGCCAUGGUGCAAUGCGAGGAGAAGUGCAUCAACGACAUGCAAACAGCGCGCGAGAACCAUAAAGACGAAGCCAAAGCCCUCAACAAGUUGAUGCACGCCGUCGAAGAUCCGGACUACGACGUGGAAGCAACAUGCAAGAGCUUGAUUGGGCAACUCGAACAAGAAUUGGCCGACCGCCGGAACAUGCUCGAUAAUGCGCAGAAGUGGCACAAGGUCAUUCGACAAGAAGCCGAAGCCGCAUCCAGCAAG